Chironomus riparius is the source of this 1116-nucleotide messenger RNA. NCBI's taxonomy places the organism in Eukaryota, Metazoa, Arthropoda, Insecta, Diptera, Chironomidae. The record is from the annotation of a GenBank genome assembly.
AGAGAAUAAAAAUCAAAUUAAGCUUAUUUUGAAAGGCUUAAAAAAAGCAAAAUCAAGUGGAACAGCGUGUGCUAAGUGAAUUAAAUCAAAAAAAAAUAAACAGACGUAAUGGAAAGGUUUUGUGAUGACAAUUUCUAUGAGCUACCAAAACAUCGACCACCAUCAUCUACCCUUUUCUCUCCAAAUAUUUGCCAUUUACGUGGCAUCGUGCUGAGCCCACUCAAUCCGGGUAACAUUUCUAAUUUACAUAAGAAAACGCGAGACAUAAUGCCAGAGUGGGUUGAAGGAUUGAAUUUUCGAUGUGCCUUGAAUUUAGAUGUUCAUAAAACGGUUUGUAUGGAUUGGCUAAUGGGUAAUAGCACGCCAGGUGGUUUUCGAUUUGGUGGCAUGUAUUGUCGAAAGGAUAAUGACAGCAUAACGAAAACACCAAUAAUAGUUGGCGACACAAACCCAUCUACGCUCGCUACGAAUUUCCAUAUUAUCUUUCAUCCACUGCCGCAAAUUAAAUUAGAAACGAAAAUACAGACGGGUAGAUUUCCCAAUAAUUUAGAUCUUGAUGAUACCAUUGGAACGGCUGAAUUUUUAAGCAAAAGCUCUACAAUUUCAUUAGCACUGUACAAUCCGAAACGUGAAACGGGUCGCAUGACAAUUGGUUUUUUGCACAAUUUCAAUAAAAACUUCUGUGCUGGUGCUGAGUUACUGUUUGAAUGGAUGAAAAACAAGCCUCAAUAUAACUUGGCUAUUGCUGCAAGAUACUCAGAAAAGAGGAAUUCAAUAGCUGCAACGAUUUCAAAUAGUGCACUGGACAUUAGUUUAUGGCAUCAGUCAAACGAUUUAUUGCAAUUCGGUGCCUCAUUAAUCAUGGAUAAGCGUACAUCGAGGACGCUUGGAUCGCUCUGCUAUCAAUAUGAAAUGAAAGAUACAGUCAUUAAAGGUUUAAUUGAUUCCGAUUGGACGGUUGGAUGCACAUAUACCAGAAAAUUGAAAAAUUUAGCAUCAGCCGUUGGUUUCAGUAUUUUAUUCUGCAUACCAACAAAUAAAUUUCAUUGUGGCCUAAAAUUUGAAUUAAAUUCUAAUUUAAAAUAGAAAAAGAGCGAAAUAAAUGAUGUAUUGUGG